Planococcus citri (citrus mealybug) is the source of this 4308-nucleotide messenger RNA. RefSeq names its product protein bowel-like. The transcript is spliced from 3 exons. Gene Ontology annotation, cellular component: nucleus. The coding region runs from base 793 to 2664 and encodes 623 amino acids. The record is from RefSeq and is a predicted model, not a curated record. Gene Ontology annotation, biological process: regulation of transcription by RNA polymerase II; embryonic hindgut morphogenesis; embryonic pattern specification. Gene Ontology annotation, molecular function: RNA polymerase II transcription regulatory region sequence-specific DNA binding; DNA-binding transcription factor activity, RNA polymerase II-specific. NCBI's taxonomy places the organism in Eukaryota, Metazoa, Arthropoda, Insecta, Hemiptera, Pseudococcidae.
UCCUCAGUAUUGGUGAAAGAUACACGUCUUUACACGAGUUCCAUCGCUUAUGUGGUCGUAUACAUACUUCUUGUGUAGAGGUUCUACCUCCACCACCUUCGCCACCUUACCUACUCUGCGCUCUCUGUUUGCCCUCCAUCACGCACGUAGAACCGGAGCCACCGCCAGGUAGCACUCAUGUCGAACUAAUCGAUCUUUUCGCUCGAUCACACAGAGUCCAAGUCCCUCUCUAUAAGCAACGCGGAUAUACGUAUAGUUCGACCUAUGUUUUCAAAGUCGCGUUUUCCAUAUUUUUUUAUCGUACAAAAAUUUGGUAUUUUUUGACUAAAUUUCGAGUGAUUUUCGUCCCCCUUUUUUUCAUUUUUAAUUCAAUUUUUACGUAAUUUUUUUCGCUCCGUUUUUUGGUGAUUGUGACUAGUGAUUUUGUUCGUGUUUUUGUUCAUGUUGUUGAUGUUAUUAUUGUGCGUGUUUCUAUUUUCGUGAAUCGUAUAUUUGCGCGAGAUUUUUUUUUUUUUUUUUGGUGUACUGAUUCGUCUGUUUUGUUGGAAAUUAUUGUGAUUUUUACGCGUUUUUUGAUUCGAUUCGAGACGAUUCGAAUGUGUCGCGAUUGUUUUAUGAUCGUUGUUUGUUUUAGUGCAGUGUGACGACUACUUUGAUCGUGCGAAUGAUCGCGAUGUGUUUGGUGUGUGUUGACGACAAUUGUGAUCGUCAAACUUGAGCUGGAGGUUCAUGCCAAAAAUCACCCACAAGAGGUUGUUUAUUUAGCCAGGGAGUAAAAAGGUUCUGCUCGAGAUGCCUACCACACCAGCAUCAAGCACGCCAAGCAGCGUCGCAGACGAUUCACCGAUGGGCUCCAGUUCCUACCUGAUGAUGCAUCGAACCGAAUCCACAUCGGCUUUCGUACCGGUCGUACCAUCCCGAGCAAUGCAUCUGUACCGUCCAUCCAACGACAAUCUGGUCUCGAUGAUGGCCGAUAAACGUAAAGAGCUCGCGUUACGCGAAGAAGCAGCCAACGUAGCGGCGGCUGCGGCUGCUGCGAUGCUGAUGCAUAGGCCAUCAGGACCACCUCCACCUCCUUCGAUUCUGGACGCGACCGCAUACAGUUCCUCGAAUAUGUUUCCUACCGGAGCUAAUCCGGCCUUGUUUCCGUUUCCUGGUACCAGUUCUGCGAUUUUCCCACCGGCCGGGGCUACUCACGCUAGACUGCUCAGGGCACCCGGACGAGCGUCUAGGCCUAAGAAACAGUUCAUUUGUAAAUUCUGUAAUCGCCAGUUCAGCAAGUCGUACAAUUUGCUCAUACACGAACGUACGCAUACCGAUGAACGACCUUACUCCUGUGAUAUUUGUCAGAAGGCUUUUCGAAGGCAGGAUCAUCUGAGAGAUCAUAGAUAUAUCCACUCGAAAGAGAAACCAUUCAAAUGCACCGAAUGCGGCAAAGGAUUCUGCCAAUCGCGUACCCUGGCAGUACACAAAAUCCUGCACCAAGAAGAAUCACCCCACAAAUGCCCAGUCUGCAAUCGCAGCUUCAACCAGCGCAGCAACCUGAAAACCCACCUGCUCACCCACACCGACCACAAACCUUACGAGUGCAACUCCUGCGGCAAAGUAUUCCGCCGCAAUUGCGAUCUCCGACGUCACGCUCUAACUCACGCCGUCGGAGGCGACGUUCCCUCAGACUCUCUCCAGUCACCUUCGCCCAGCGCCGAAGGAGGCGAAAACUACCGAUUGGAGAGCGCCGACGAUACAUCCUCGAUCCGCAGCAGAUCUCCCGAGGACGGAAUGCGUUCCAGAACACCGUCCAAUGAACGUAGACCUACGCUGGCAUUGGACGCGAAAACCAGUAUCUUCGGGACUAGGGAGAGCCGCCCGAGAUCACCCGUAUCUCCGGAUAAAGAUCGUCGUUCACCUUUGGGUAUGAUGCGGUCUCCCAUCCUGUCUCGUCGAAAGAUCUCGCCCAUGUUCGCUGGCAGCACCAGUGGUCGCGUGUCUCCGGCUGGAAACACCCCAUCGUCGUUAUUCCAGUCGACCUCAGCAGCCAGUGGAUCCGGCCUGAGACCCAGUUCACCAUCACCGGUGUCCAUCUUCAGGCGUACGUCUCCUUCGCCAUUACCACUGUACAGGAAACCAUCGGCGUCGCCUAAUCGGUCCAUAUUUAGGCACCAUUCUCCCUCCUCUGUGCCUAUAUUCCGUCGCCAGUCCCCCUCCGUACCGUACAGGCGUCGGUCACCUUCACCAAACUUGACCAAAUGCCACCAUCAAGAUCUAUCUUCACCCUCGACCUCGUACACGAUGCGACCAUCCGGCUCCAGAGCAGCCCAGGUUCAAGUUCGACGCGACCUCUACCCAUCAGAGACCACAUGCGAAUCGGACAUAUUCCGAUCGAAACCCCCCGAGCCCCCAGAUAUACCCAGUGCUCUGCUCAGGGCACCUUCACCAGUCUCAGGGUCCUCUUUGAGCACCCCUGAUCCUAUCUCCAUCGAAGGAUCUGCCAAUAAGUCAUCGACAUCAUCAGCUGCUGGCGGAUUCCUGUCAACGCCUUCGGUCAACGUACCCCCUCCUGCGGUGGUCCCUGCUGUUGUUGCUGCUCCUACGGUGCCUCCUCCUACCGCACCAGCUCCCCCGGUUAAGAAAGGGUUCAGUAUAGAAGACAUUAUGCGCAGAUAGGACCUCCUCCUGGCGCAGAAGCCCCCGUCAUCCGAGUAGCUGGAUCUCUCUACUAAAACGAGUUUCCACCGACUUUAAUCUCGUACAUCUGUGAUUCCCACAGCAUAAAACAAAGUGACGCUAACUUUCAACCAGCCCACACGCUGACAUCUGCAGUGUUGCCAUUUUGAAUGGUGCUAUUUAUUAUAUUAUAUUGUUUUAAAAUUAGAUAUGUAUCUCUCUCUAUAUCUCCUCGUUUGUUGUUUUAUCUCGAUUCAAUGUGCAUUUCUUUACUCGACGUAAGUGUUUUUUUUUUCAAUAUUAUUAUAUUUUGGUCUCUGCUGUGUGUAUAAGUUAUUGUAUUAUUUCGUAUUAUACAAAAUGUAGCAUUACGUAAGUUGUACUAUAAAUGCCUAUUUUACGUGUAAAUAUGUAAGUAGGUAAGUUAUCUAUUUAUUCUGAUAAGUAUUUUUUUUCUUUCGUUAAAUUACUGUAGUAAGAUUUUUUUUAUCCGAGAAGAGUUCGAGCCUAGUCCAUCUUCAUUGAUAAAACUCGACGCCCUUCCCCUCCUCUGCUUCUGCUGCUGGCUCUAUCGUGUAGAAAAAUAUUACGCCUCGUACUCACUACUACCUACCUGAGUACCUACCGUUCAACAAAACAAACUUUCCAGCGUUUUUCUUAAUUACACGUACAACCUGUAAUCAAAGCCGCGACUCGGCCAUAUCCUAAACAUUUCAUUAACCACUCCAGCCUACCAAAAAGUUAAACUGCGCGUACCGAGCAACAAAACCGAACGGAAAUGUAAUUAAAAUGUUGUUUAAAACACGUGAAAAUAUUUUUCUCUGAAAUUAUUCAAUUUUCCAGUCUCGCAGGCGCGUACUAAUUAAACAACAACCCCCCCCCCCAUCCACACUCGUGUUCUAUACCGAAUACUACACCACACAUAUAGUGCAGUACAAUAUGCUGCUAUACAAAGAUGUACUCGAACCAUUCGAAUGUGGCUUUUUAAUUAUUGUUUGAAUAAUGGACUGUGUUUAGUGUAGGUAGGCACGUUUACAUAUAGGUACAUUAUCUCUACUCUGGCGGUUAAUUUUUAGAACAAUCCUCUUCUCCUCCUCUUGUUUCGAUUCCGUCCUCACUCAAGAUCGAACUUCAAGUUCUCAUUGUAAGCUUAUAGGUAACUUAUAGUACCUUUCUAUGUGUACGUUUUGGUAUCUCAUUUGAAAAUACACAUAUAAUAUCUGUAUCUGGAAUUACAGGUGUGACCUAAAUUGAAAUUUCCAAUUUUCAAAUUACAUAUGUAUUUGAGUACCUACGAUAAAAUAUUAGAUUCAAAAUGAACCUAAAUUAUUUUGAAUUGAUGACUUAUCUAUACCUAUUGAGAAAUACUUGAAUAUAAUGCUUUAAGUGAUAUGUAAAUUAUUGUUUUUUGUUUGAUGCUUAUACCUAGUAGGUAUGUACCUACUUACUAUUGUAAUAUUUUCUGUAGUUUAUAUGUAGAAGUGUAUAUGAUACAUAGAUAUAUUAUUUAUGACGAUGGAUUAUAAAUUGUUUUUCUUUUUUUAAUGAUUAUUAUUACAUUAUGUGAUUUUUACGUAAAUUUUUUUGUAUGUAUUGUAUAUUUGUGGAAAGAAAAAAAAAAGAUUUCUUAAUAAAUUUAAAUUU